Messenger RNA from Glycine soja, 890 nucleotides. RefSeq lists its product as uncharacterized. The transcript is spliced from 3 exons. The record is from RefSeq and is a predicted model, not a curated record. The coding region runs from base 99 to 800 and encodes 233 amino acids. Gene Ontology annotation, molecular function: protein binding. NCBI's taxonomy places the organism in Eukaryota, Viridiplantae, Streptophyta, Magnoliopsida, Fabales, Fabaceae.
CAAACAUUUUGAGCUCUCUCAAGUUUGCAGAAAUAAGCAUCAGAGUGAACAAGCGGGGGAGAGAAUUCCGCAGAAGUGGGAUCAAAUAUGACUGGAAGAUGAAAAUAGGCACCUAUCUGUCUGACCAAUGUUGUUCAGUAAUAAGCUCCAUUCUAUUUAUGCCUCUAAUUAGUGAGUACCGCAUCGAUACUACCACAACUAGGUGCAUGGCAUGGUUUAGUGCAGCAAUUUCCUCUGGGGUCCCUCUUGUUUUUGUCAAUAUCCAAACAGAACAAAUUCCCUCCACGGAGGAGACUCAUUUCUUGAAAAGGGAAAUAGCUACUAGCAAGCAAAAAAUCAACAAUGCUAACCAAAUAAUGCAUGGUAUAAGGUUAUGGUUUCUACCUGGACUAGCAGAAAUUUCAGUUGUGUUAAUCCCUCAACCUGUCGAAGCGCGCUUUGGCAUGGAAAUUAAACGAACUAAAGAGAGCUUUGUGUACAUAUAUUCAGUGAUGAGGGGAUCGCCGGCUGAUCGUGCUGGGGUGAGAGAAAUGUAUGAAGAGUCAAGUGCAAAUGGGUUCCUUUUGGUGAUAUCAAGGUUGCAAUGCAAGAGCAUAAUGCCAACGAGUGCUUGUUCUGCUGGCCUUGUGCAUUGCUGUGACCAAUCUGAAAUGAAGGACAUUCUCACUUCAGCUAUAGACCAAUAUGAGACGAUUCAGCUGCAUGUCAUGGCCUGGCCGAACCAAACUCGUCCUUCUCCAAUUCCUGAUGUUGGUGGUUUUGCGGCCCUGCUACAUCCAAAAAGAGAUUCAUCAUUAUGAUUCAUGACCUUACAGCAAACAAGUACAAUUAGACAGUGCCUCUAUCUCAAAAUCAGAGUUAUGAACCUGAAUCUUAAAAUUAAAAUUCAU